GCCUUGGGAUAACAAGAGGAGGAUACUGAGGAGAUGAAGAGUUGGAAAGAGGUACCUGGAACUGCGAUAAAGAACAUCGAUGUGUGGAUUGAGAACUUUGAAUUGCAGUGAGGAGCUAGUGGAUGGCAGCAUUGCACUUCUCAGUGUGCAGCCCGCCUGGAAAUUUUGAGAAGACGACGUCGUGUCACUCAACUUCCCUAAGAGCUAGGAUGCCGAUCCCCAGAACCUAUUGCUUCAGGAAGCGUCAUCAAAGACCCCUCAUCACCGGGCAGAGGCUAUGCUAUUUCUGGAUUAUUGUUGCUGUGUUGCUUUUAACCUCACAGCCUUCCUACGGAGUACGGAUUCUCUCAAACUCAUCUACAACCAAAUAUGCAGCUGUGGGAGACAGUGUGACCCUCAGCUGUCACUUCGGGCUUGCUCCUGAGGGCUUGGGACACCUCGACAUUGAAUGGAGUAUCAAGCCUUUGAAUAUCAGCGAAGAGGAAACCACUGUAGCCAUGUGCGUUGAUAAUCGCACAUAUGAAGAUUAUUAUCCAUUCAAGGACAGAGCCAAGUUUGUGUCUCCUGAUCCCGCGAGCGGCGACGCUUCGAUUGUCAUCAAAGAGCUGAGACCUACAGACUCGGCCGUCUACCAAUGCAAGGUUCGAAAACUCAACAGAUUGAGCAGCAUUCGCAUUAACCUGACGGUAAAGGCGAGGCCAGCUAAACCCAAAUGCUACGUGAAGUCUAAAUCGUUGGAGCCUUGUGAGGUGGUACUUGGGUGUACGACAACAGAAGCCAGCACCCCCAUACUGUACAGCUGGGUCAAAGAAAACACAGAGAAUCUCCUUCCAGUUGGUGCCUUCGCGGAUUCACACAACGGUGACCUGCUCUUAAACCAAGACAUCCAGGGAACGUUCGUCUGUACAGUUCAUGGCUCUGUCGGGGUGGAGACGUGUGCAAUUGAGCUGGAGUCAUGUAACACUGAAGCAAACACAGUGACAUUACUCGCUGUGCUCGCCAUGUUCCUAACCUUUCCCACCGUAGCCAUCGUCGUAGCCUGCUGCUAUAAAAGAAAUGAUACGCAUUUUGGAAACGAGAUCCUGGAAGACUGCUCUCCUCCCAACAAACGGCUGCUGAUGGAGUGACUAGAAUGUGCCGCAAUACAAUAGAAGUCAGUAUAUGUAAAAGUAGAAGUCAGUAAAUGGAAAUAUGGAAGUCAUCACAUUUAAAAAGCCAAAAUGAUGUAAUUGUGAAUGUUGAAAAAAGUUGAAUGUUCUUUUUGUCAAUUACUAUAAAGCAGGAAAGCAAGAUCCUUGAGGAUAGUGUGUUCGUGAAAACGAGAGAUGAAACACUUGCUGUGUCGAUGAGGAAGCAGGUUAAAAGUUAAAUAAUUACUGCACAUACACUGACACUGUCAAAUUGUGCAUUUAUGUCUUGUUAUGUUGUCCAUAUGACAUUUAGGGGCAGGUGAAUUUAGUUAACUGAAGCAGAUAGUGUGUAAAAAGAUAAUAUUUGUACAUGUAUAUGAGUACUUUAGACGUGGGCAAAGAUGAGAAAACAGGUACAAAGUUAACAGAAUCAUGAAGCUCAUACUGACGUUAUCAAACUGCACUGCUCUUGUUAUUUUCCAUUCAAUAUUGUUUAAUAAAAUGACAUUUGGUUGUUCAGAGGA
Messenger RNA from Solea solea (common sole), 1654 nucleotides. Its product is annotated as coxsackievirus and adenovirus receptor homolog. Gene Ontology annotation, molecular function: cell adhesion molecule binding. Gene Ontology annotation, cellular component: basolateral plasma membrane; bicellular tight junction; intercalated disc. The coding region runs from base 123 to 1127 and encodes 334 amino acids. The transcript has 2 exons. NCBI's taxonomy places the organism in Eukaryota, Metazoa, Chordata, Actinopteri, Pleuronectiformes, Soleidae. The record is from RefSeq and is a predicted model, not a curated record. Gene Ontology annotation, biological process: homotypic cell-cell adhesion.